Metschnikowia bicuspidata var. bicuspidata NRRL YB-4993 is the source of this 636-nucleotide messenger RNA. RefSeq names its product aminoacyl-tRNA hydrolase. Gene Ontology annotation, molecular function: peptidyl-tRNA hydrolase activity. The coding region runs from base 1 to 636 and encodes 211 amino acids. The transcript has a single exon. The record is from RefSeq and is a predicted model, not a curated record. Gene Ontology annotation, cellular component: cytosol; mitochondrion. NCBI's taxonomy places the organism in Eukaryota, Fungi, Ascomycota, Pichiomycetes, Serinales, Metschnikowiaceae.
AUGACCUCCAAUUCUACGCAGCUUGCGACGGUUGGGCUCGCCGGGUUUUUCGGAGGCUAUUUGCUUUGCCGAUGGCUAAAACAGACUGAGCCAGUGAAGAGAAGGCCGCUGCCACGGGCCCAGCCACAAGCCCGGGACUCACGUGACUCGCUCACCACCGGUUCCAGCACGGAGUCUUCAACCGAGUCUGGUUCCGAAUCAGCCUCCGAGUCCGACUCUGAGGACGACAUCGAAAUCGACUCGACGCCACUCAACGAGAUUCCGGGCGAAGUCCGGAUGACCUUGGUGGUGCGUCAGGACUUGAAGAUGGGAAAGGGCAAGGCCGCAGCUCAGUGUUCGCAUGCCACGUUGGCCCUCUACAAGAAGAUGGCCACGCCCUCGUCCCAGGCAUACAAUCCGGAGAUGUUGCACAGAUGGGAGUACGGCAACGGGCAGGCAAAGAUCACGUUGCAGGUGCCCAAUAUGGAGGAGAUGGACGUGUUGUUUGCACAGGCAAUAUCGCUAGGUGUCAAUGCAUACACGGUGCACGACGCAGGCAGAACACAAAUUGCGGCUGGAAGUGCCACAGUUCUUGGCUUGGGCCCGGCGCCGAAGGCCGUGCUUGACCAGAUCACAGGCGGCUUGAAGUUGUACUAG